Molecule: messenger RNA, 5559 nt
Organism: Micropterus salmoides (largemouth bass)
Lineage: Eukaryota; Metazoa; Chordata; Actinopteri; Centrarchiformes; Centrarchidae
Gene: appbp2
Product: amyloid beta precursor protein (cytoplasmic tail) binding protein 2
Exons: 13
Coding region: 260-2026 (588 amino acids)
Biological process (GO): intracellular protein transport
Molecular function (GO): protein binding
Source: RefSeq, a predicted model, not a curated record
CUGCGUGCGUCGGGACGGGCUACGGAACUGCUGAAGGGUCGACGAAUAAUUGGAGAUGAAGGCGAAAAUAGAAAUUAAACAGCGGUCUUAGAAUUGUAACGUUAAAUUAGCGGUAGUACAGUUAUUUGUGGCCUCAGUUUGAAGCGAAUGUUAUAUGAGGACUCCCGGAGGAAGUGCUUUAAUCGCAGUGAGGUAGCGAAUGUAGGGAGAGUUGGGGAGGGCUGUAGCUGCUGGGGUUUUUUUGGAGAGGGAAAACAAUAUGGCUGCGGUGGAGCUCGAAUGGAUCCCAGAAACACUGUACAACACAGCUAUCUCGGCUGUGGUGGACAACUACAGCCGUUCAAGAAGGGACAUACGCUCGCUCCCAGAAAAUAUACAGUUCGAUGUCUAUUAUAAGCUUUACCAGCAGGGCCGCCUCUGCCAGCUGGGAGGAGAGUUCUGUGAGCUGGAGGUGUUUGCUAAAGUACUGCGGGCUUCAGAUAAAAGACACCUCCUGCACCACUGCUUUCAGGCCCUAAUGGACCACGGUGUAAAAGUGGCCUCCGUUCUGGCAAACUCCUUUAGCCGCCGCUGCUCCUACAUCGCAGAGUCCGACGCCCAUGUCAAAGAGAAGGCCAUCCAGUUCGGCUUUGUGCUGGGUGGCUUCUUGUCUGAUGCGGGAUGGUAUGGAGAUGCAGAGAAGGUGUUUCUGUCGUGCCUGCAGCUUUGCACACUUCACAGUGAGGUCCUCCACUGCUUCCGGGCUGUAGAAUGUUGUGUCAGGCUGCUUCAUGUCCGUAACGGCAACUGUAAGUACCACCUGGGGGAGGAGACCUUCAAGCUUGCUCAGUCUUACAUGGACAAACUAGCCAAACAUGGCCACCAGGCCAACAAGGCAGCGCUAUACGGCGAGCUUUGUGCCUUGCUCUUCGCCAAAAGCCACUAUGAUGAGGCAUACAGGUGGUGUAUAGAGGCUAUGAAGGAAAUUACUCCAGGGCUGCCUGUCAAAGUAGUGGUUGAUGUCCUCCGGCAAGCCUCCAAGGCCUGCGUGGUGAAGAGAGAGUUCAGAAAAGCAGAGCAGCUGAUCAAACAUGCAGUGUUUCUAGCAAGAGAACAUUUUGGACACAAGCAUCCCAAGUACUCCGACACGCUGCUAGAUUACGGAUUUUACUUAUUAAAUGUAGACAACAUAUGCCAAUCAGUUGCUAUUUACCAGACAGCGCUGGAUAUCCGACAGUCUGUGUUCGGGGGGAAGAACAUCCACGUUGCCACAGCCCAUGAAGACUUGGCCUACUCCUCAUACGUGCACCAGUACAGCUCGGGGAAAUUUGACAACGCACUAUUCCAUGCAGAACGUGCAAUAGACAUCAUCACUCACAUUCUGCCUGAGGACCAUCUGCUGCUGGCCUCCUCCAAGAGAGUCAAAGCUUUGAUUCUGGAGGAAAUAGCUAUCGACUGCCACAAUAAGGAGACAGAAGAGCGCCUUCUGCAGGAGGCGCAUGACCUUCAUCUUUCCUCAUUGCAGCUGGCCAAGAAGGCCUUCGGAGAGUUCAACGUCCAGACAGCCAAACACUAUGGCAACCUAGGACGACUCUACCAGUCCAUGAGGAAGUUCAAGGAGGCAGAGGAGAUGCACAUCAAAGCCAUCCAGAUCAAGGAGCAGCUUCUGGGCCACGAAGACUACGAAGUGGCUCUGUCUGUGGGUCACCUGGCUUCCCUCUACAACUACGACAUGAACCAGUAUGAAGAUGCAGAGCGGCUCUACCUGCGCUCCAUCGCUAUCGGUAAAAAGCUGUUUGGAGAGGGUUACAGCGGACUGGAGUACGACUACAGAGGCUUGAUCAAACUCUACAACUCAGUGGGAAACUACGAGAAGGUGUUUGAAUACCACAACGUACUGUCCAACUGGAACAGGCUGAGGGACCGGCAGUUUGCCGUGGCAGAUGCCCUGGAGGACGUCAACACUACUCCCCAGCAGACCCAGGAGGUGGUACAAGCUUUCCUAUUGGCUCAGAGCCUGGGCCCCACCCGCCCCUGUCUUGGCUGAUUUUAUGAGGGAAGAGCGGGGGGAAAAAAGACAAGUGGGCUUUAGCCUGGUAAGGACGCAUAAUGAGCCCAAAUGUGAUGCUUCAGUUGCACACAGUUAAUUAGUAAUACACAGAAAAUUCAAGCAUCACGGCAGGUCAGUGGUUUUAUAGUCACUGCAGCUGCCAGUACACACACAGACAUACACACACAUUUAGUUGUGGAAUAAAAAAAAUAGAGAAGACACCGUUAUCAAACCUCAUCGACACCCACACAAUCCACCAAGAUGCAACUCCAGACCGGAUGCAGCUUCACCCCACAGAGAAGACUGCAUUUCUCCAAGAGAAAGAGGACACACGACUGAGAGGAGGGGUGGCGGGGUGAAAAAUAAAAAACUCAAACGUCCUGUAAGGAUGACAAAUGACCUCUCCUCUUGUCUCACUCACCUUUUUCUUUUCAGUUUGGAAUCGGAGAACAUUUUUGCUUUUGUAUUUGAACCAGUGUAGCUCUGAAUCCCAUGAGACUCAUCACAGAUGAAAACCAUGUUCUCCAGGGCUAUGUACAUGACAGUAUCUGGACCCCACACACAUCUGUGAAAUACGUCUUUAAAACACAUCCAUCAACGUCAUCACUUGGCGGAUCAGAGAUGGCAAAUUGUCAGAUAUUUUUGACACUUGUACAGUAAAAUAAUACAGCAGAUUGUACACUUAAGUUUCAGUUGAAGGCUUCUUCUUUUUGUUUUGUUUUUGUCUUUGCAAAGAAAUGAAAGUGGACCCUAAGAAACCUCCUGUUUUGAAGUACUUGGUGGAGAGAGAUUACAAACAGUGGAAUGUGUUGAACCAGUGGGUAUAUUGUUACACACAUAAAAGGCUUCGCAGGCCUUGUUUUCAGUUUAUUUUAUCUUGUUUUCCAGCUUAGUACUGACUUAGAUUGAUGAUUGAAAUGCCAAUAAUUUAUAUGCAAAAGUGUAUGUUUAUGUAGCCCUUUGUUUAUGCUUUUCUUACUGAGUGGCCAUGACUUUGAAGGAAACUGCUCACGCUAUUACUUCAGAAGAAGGGACAUGGAUAGGAGUGAAAAGAGGAAGAUGCUACAUGGACAGAGGCUUAUUAGCCUCCCUUUAUUUGUUUAUCUUAAGGUGUGGCUUCACAUGUUUGUGUGUGUGUGUGUGUGUGUGUGUGUGUUAGUGUGUGUGUCAGUCAGCACGCAGAGAUAAAACUCUGGGUGCCCAAGUGCUCUGCUGAUGAUUACCAGCCUUACACCAGCUUGCAGUUAUCUGUCUGUAGACGGACCCAUACAUUUAAGUGCUAAAUGAACAAUUAUACCCUUAAGGGCACUACAGUGGGGACCAAUGUUUAUUUGUGAGAGUGUGAAUGCAUGUGUUGCCAGCCUGUUUACCUGUGCAUCUGGCCUUUCCUCUCCACUCCUUCCUGUCAGAUACCCAUUAAAGCAAAGUUCCAGAUUGUUUUAUUUUGUUUUUUACAAUAUCCCAUCAGUUGUUUCACUAUAGAGUUGAACUAUCUUGCUUCCAAAGGUUCUUGUCUUUAUUCACAAUGAAGCACCCUGAACCAGUGACAUGUUUUUAAAAUGUUAACGCUCUGAUGGUCACAUUGUUGCAACUCAGUGGCAAUGCCCUAAUGCCAAAUCUUUCCUUUCUUUUUCCAGUCACAUGCAGCACUUUUAAAGGAAUAGGUCAAAAAAACGAUGUACUUCACUUACCUCUAGUGCAGCUAUUCAUCUUUUUACAUAAACACACGUCCAAACCUAACAGUGGGACCAAGAUGCAUACUUACAGUUACUUUGAAGUGUAAAAAUGUGCUCUCUGGUGUACAAACUGUCUGAAUUAUCUCGAAAUUAUCUUUGGCAUUUCUCUGCUGACCUUGUGAUUUAUUAGGCGUUGUAUACACAUUGUGUGUAUAUAUACAGAUAUAUCUGCAACAAACUAAUACCGGCCAGUUUACCGGCCAGGUGGAUUUACCUGACUGUACCUUACAACGUUUUAUUUGGUGGUAUCUAGCCUUGCAGACGGUGCCAUUGGAACUGAAAAAAGUAGUCCCUUGGAAAACGGGAGAAAUGGGGGCACAGAAGGAAUUAUUGUUGUUUCCUUUUAUGUAAUUUUUCAGUAUUGGAGAAGAAAUUCCAUUCACUAGAAUUAUAUCGGGGUGGAAGCUGAAAUGUUAGAGAUAGUUAUCUCUGAACCUGGGUAGAUCAAACCAAAACUAUCUGCAUGGGUAUAUACCAUGAGAGGUAAGUGAGAAGUAGUUUUUCUCAUAGUCUGGGUGAACUGACCCUUUAAAUGAGAGUUGGAGCUUUGUGGUCAUGGAUGACUUGAGACAAGCAAGACAUUUGUAUCUUUGUAGUGAAAUAACUGAUGAGAGUUUGCGCUGAAAUCUCACUGAUGAAAAAUGUGAAAGAGUCCUGCUUUAAAACAAAUUCUGAUAUCUGUAACGUAACUGAAAAUGCGAUGCCUUUAUAUAUUUUUUUCUUUUCCUUUUUUUUUUUUUUUGUGAAUGAAGAAAAUGAGCUUUGCCUUGCUGUUGCUUCAGUGCUGUCGGACGCCUCCCUCUCUAGCAGUGAUGUGAGUGGCUCUAGCUGAGGAGGUCCAGCCUUAGCCCCCUUAAAAGGACGCUCAGCUGCGCUCUUGGUGCUUCGACAGGUGCCCCCUCUUUCUGGGAGACAGAACAUUCUCCUAGGACAGACGUGGAAAUGAAUGUUACCUACGGUCGCUAUUUCCAAGCAGCUCUAUAGAAAGACAAACGACUAGAUUUGGAUCAUUUGCAGAAAACAGUAUGUUACAGUAGAGGCUGGUAAAUACAUAUCCUCUUGUCCUACAGAGUGAAUAAUCGCAAAUAUUGAAUGGAAAAAUCCUACACUGUUGGAUAUGAUUUAAUUCAUCCCAGGAUUUAUUUUGUUCUUCCCUCCAGUUAUACUGACUGCUUUUAAGUGAAGGUCACUUGUCCUGUUGAAUUGCAUUCUGGUCUAUUAGGGCUACUGUUUUGGAGGCACUGGCAAGCAAUUUCUGUGUUUUCUGCAAUGGAUUUUUCUCUGUACCACCUGUGAAAAUUCUAGAUAAGGCUCUUUUUCACUGAUUUUGACAUGAAGCGUUUCCUGUCCAAACUCCAGCUCCAGCACUGGCUGUGAUGUCAAAUUGUCUGUUUGGCCAAAAAAAAAAAAAAUCAUAAAUGGAGCCAGAAAUGUGCUUCUUUUAAAAAACGGUGUUGGAGUGUUUUAGGAUGUUUUCUUGUAACUCUGCCCCUAAGAAACCAGUUGACCUACAGACAAGGUUUGAUUUGACAGUACCUACUGGUAGUCAUUGUGAUCUACUGAUUUCUGAAAGGGAUUGUCAUAGUGUCAUUGCUGGAGGGUCGAAGGGCAUGGGCAUGCUGGGAAAGAUGGUCAAAGUUAAAGAUAAAAGCUGUGAUCUCUCUGACAGCCAAGUUUCUCUCAUACGUGUUCAAAGGAUUGACACCAAAUGUGAUGAGGGGAUGUUUCACUGUUGUCCUGUUGCUGCUUCACUGUUAGCUGCAAAACAUUAAAAGGUAUAUCAUUGAUCACAAA